GGUGGUUGUGGAGAAAGAGAGAAGCGACGGUUUCACUCUAAUAUCCGACAAAAUCCAAACAUGAACGAAAAAGAAAAGAAAAGAAAAGAAAAGAAAGGAAAAGAAAAACACUAACAAACAAGAUAAACAAUGCUGUAAGCUACUACAGGUUUCAAGCUCUGAUUUCGCUGAAACCCUAGGCUUUUCUAAGAUCAGUCGCCAUGGAUAUGCGCUUUCCCUACUCGCCCGCGGAGUUCGCCAAAGUCCGUGCGGUUCAGUUCGGCGUUCUUAGUCCCGACGAGAUCAGGCAAAUGUCUGUGGUAGAGAUUGAUCAGAGUGAAACAAUGGAGAGAGGGAAGCCGAAGAGGGGUGGCCUUGCAGAUCCUCGGCUGGGUGCCAUGGAUAAAACGCAGAAGUGUGACACAUGUAUGGGGAGUAUGGCAGAAUGCCCGGGGCACUUCGGCCACCUGGAGCUCGCCAAGCCCAUGUUCCAUACCGGGUUCAUGAGGACUGUGCUCACUGUUUUGCGCUGUGUUUGCUUCAGUUGCUCUAGAAUUCUAUCAGACGAGGAGGAUCCUAAGUUCAAGCAAGCGCUUCUAAUAAGAAACCCCAAAAAGAGGCUUCCAAAGAUUUGGGAUGCCUGCAAGAAUAAAACCAAAUGUGAAGGUGGUGAGGAGUUCGAGGUCCGAGCUCAAAAUCCUGAAGAAUCAUCAGGCAGAAGAAGUGGUGGUGGGUGUGGUGCUCAGCAGCCAAAGCUCUCCGUUGAUGGUAUGAAAAUCAUCGCAGAAUUCAAGGCUCAAAAGAAGAGAGGUGACCCGGAGCAGCUUCCUGAACCUGCUGAAAGGAAAAAACAACUUUCUGCUGAGAGGGUUCUUGGUGUCCUGAAGAGCAUCAGUGAUGAAGACUGCCUACUGCUAGGCUUGAACCCUAAAUAUGCCCGCCCAGAUUGGAUGAUUCUGCAAGUUCUUCCCAUUCCUCCGCCUGCCGUGAGACCCUCUGUGAUAAUGACGGGUGGCUCUGGCAAGAGCGAGGAUGAUUUGACUUAUCAGUUAGCGAUGAUCAUAAGAGUAAGACACAAUGAGAAUCUGAGAACACAGGAGAGAAAGGGAGCACCUGCACACAUCAUCUUGGAAUACUCACAUUUAUUGCAGUUCUACAUAGCUACAUAUUUUGAUAAUGAUUUGCCAGGACAGCCAAGGUCCACACAGAGAUCGGGGAGACCCAUUAAAUCUAUAUGCAAUAGGCUUAAGGCAAAGGAAGGUCGGAUCAGGGGGAAUUUGAUGGGGAAACGAGUAGAUUUCUCAGCCCGGACUGUCAUAACACCUGAUCCAAAUAUCAACAUCGAUGAACUUGGAGUACCAUGGAGUAUUGCUUAAAAUCUCACAUACCCAGAAACUGUGACUCCAUAUAACAUCGAAAGGUUGAAGGAGCUUGUUGAAUAUGGUCCCUAUCCUCCUCCUGGUAAAACUGGUGCCAAGUAUAUCAUAAGGGACAAUGGACAAAGGCUUGAUCUUCGUUAUUUGAAGAAAAGCAGUGAUCAGCAUUUGGAGCUUGGAUACAAGGUGGAGCGGCACUUGAAUGAUGGAGACUAUGUUCUCUUUAAUAGACAGCCUAGUCUCCACAAAAUGUCUAUUAUGGGGCACAGGAUCAAGAUUAUGCCAUAUUCAACUUUCCGUUUGAAUCUUUCUGUUACUUCACCAUACAACGCUGCUUUUGAUGGAGAUGAAAUGAAUAUGCAUGUUCCUCAGUCGUUUGAGACCAGGGCUGAAGUACUGGAGCUAAUGAUGGUGACUAAAUGCAUCGUCUCGCCUCAAUCAAACAGGCCUGUAAUGGGAAUUGUCCAGGAUACACUUCUAGGAUGCCGGAAAAUCACCAAAAGGGAUACGUUUAUAGCGAAGGAUGUCUUUAUGAACAUCCUGAUGUGGUGGGAGGACUUUGAUGGGAAAAUUCCAGCUCCUGCAAUUUUGAAGCCAAGGCCUCUAUGGACUAGGAAACAAGUUUUUAACCUUAUCAUACCAAAACAGAUUAAUCUCUUGAGAUAUUCUGCCUGGCAUUCGGAAUGCGAAACAGGAUUCCUUACACCAGGAGAUACCCAAGUUCGAAUAGAAAGAGGAGAGCUACUUUCCGGCACUCUAUGCAAGAAGACACUUGGGACAUCAACUGGAAGUCUUAUACAUGUCAUUUGGGAAGAAGUUGGUCGGGAUGCAGCUUGCAAGUUUUUAGGACACACACAGUGGCGUAAUUAUUGGAUUUUGCAGAAUGGUUUCAGUAUUGGGAUUGGUGAUCAAAUUGCUGAUGCAGCAGCCAUGGAAAAAAUUAAUGAAACCAUUUCUAAAGCGAAGUAUGAAGUGAAGGAACUAAUCAAGGCUGCCCAAGAUAAGCAGCUGGAGGCUGAACCUGGGCGGACUAUGAUGGAGUCAUUUGAAAAUAGAGUGAACCAGGUUUUGAAUAGGGCACGGGAUGAUGCUGGAAGUAGUGCCCAGAAGAGUUUAUCAGAGAGUAACAAUCUCAAGGCAAUGGUUACAGCAGGCUCCAAAGGAAGUUUCAUCAAUAUAUCACAGAUGACUGCUUGUGUGGGGCAGCAGAACGUUGAGGGUAAGCGAAUCCCAUAUGGAUUCAUUGGCCGGACAUUGCCACAUUUCACCAAAGAUGACUAUGGCCCAGAAAUUCGUGGGUUUGUGGAAAAUUCUUAUCUGCGAGGACUGACCCCACAGGAGUUCUUUUUCCAUGCCAUGGGUGGUAGAGAAGGCCUUAUAGAUACUGCGGUGAAGACUUCCGAAACUGGGUAUAUCCAGAGACGACUGGUGAAGGCUAUGGAGGAUAUCAUGGUCAAAUAUGAUGGGACUGUUAGGAACUCUUUGGGAGAUGUCAUUCAAUUUCUGUAUGGGGAAGAUGGUAUGGAUGCUGUAUGGAUAGAAUCGCAGAAACUGGAGUCCUUGAAAAUGAAGGGCAUGGAGUUUGAUAGGGCUUUCAGAUACGAGAUCGAUGACGAAAACUGGAACCCAAAUUACAUGUUUCGAGAACACGCUGAAGAUCUGAAAACAAUCCAGGAGUUCCGAAAUGUGUUUGAUGCCGAAGUCCAGAAACUUGAAGCAGAUAGAAACCAGCUUGGAACAGAGAUUGCAUCCACGGGUGAUAGCUUCUGGUCCAUGCCAGUCAACCUCAAGAGGCUUAUCUGGAAUGCACAGAAGACCUUUAAGAUAGACCUACGAAGGCCCUCUGAUAUGCACCUGAUGGAGAUUGUGGAAGCUGUCGAUAAGCUUCAGGAGAGGCUAAAGGUUGUUCCUGGCGAUGACUUGAUAAGCAUGGAAGCCCAGAAGAACGCCACCCUCCUCUUCAAUAUCUUGCUCCGUAGCACUUUUUCCAGUAAAAGGGUGUUGAAUGAAUACAGGCUCAGUCGUGAAGCAUUUGACUGGGUCAUCGGAGAGAUAGAGUCUCGAUUCCUGCAGUCACUGGUAUCACCGGGGGAAAUGAUUGGUUGUAUUGCCGCACAGUCCAUUGGGGAGCCUGCCACUCAGAUGACUCUGAAUACCUUUCACUACGCCGGCGUCAGUGCCAAGAAUGUGACUCUUGGUGUCCCUAGGUUGAGGGAGAUCAUCAAUGUGGCUAAGAUAAUUAAAACACCUUCUCUCUCUGUCUACCUCAAGCCUGAAGUCAAUAAAACAAAGGAGAACGCCAGGAAUGUCCAAUGUGCUUUGGAAAACAUUACUCUCCGAGUGACUCAAGCUAUAGAGGCAUGGUAUGAUCCGGACCCAACCAGCACGAUGAUUGAGGAGGAUUUUGAGUUUGUGAAGGCCUAUUAUGAAAUGCCGGAUGAGGAGAUCGACCCUGAAAAAAUCUCUCCCUGGUUGCUUCGCAUAGAGUUGAAUCGGGAAAUGAUGGUGGAUAAGAAGAUAAGCAUGGCUGAUAUUGCAGAGAAGAUCAAUGAAGAAUAUGGUGAGGAUUUAAGCUGUAUAUUUAAUGACGACAAUGCUGAAAAACUGAUCAUUCGUAUACGUGUAAUGAACCAUGAAGUUUCUAUGCGUGGACUACAUUUGGAAGAAGACGAGCUUUUCCUGAAUAAGAUUGGGAGUAAUCUGCUGACAGAAAUGUGUCUUCGAGGUAUCCCAGAAAUCAACAAGGUCUUUAUCGAAUCUAGCAAGGCAAACAGUUUUGAUGAAAAUGAAGGAUUUAAAGCAAAAGUUGAGUGGAUGCUGGAUACAGACGGGGUAAAUCUUCUAGCUGUGAUGUGCCAUGAAGAUGUUGAUGCAAGAAGGACAAGAAGCAAUCACUUGGUUGAAGUUAUCGAAGUUCUUGGAAUUGAGGCAGUUCGCUGUGCUCUGCUUGAUGAGCUGCGCGUUGUUAUAUCUUUCGAUGGCUCUUAUGUGAAUUACCGACAUCUGGCUAUCUUGUGUGAUACGAUGACCUAUCGUGGCUACUUGAUGGCCAUCACCCGUCAUGGAAUUAACCGUAAUGAUACCGGGCCCAUGAUGAGAUGCUCGUUUGAAGAAACUGUGGACAUUCUUCUUGAUGCUGCGGUAUAUGCUGAAACUGAUUAUCUGAGGGGUGUAAGUGAAAAUAUUAUGUUAGGUCAGCUUGCGCCCAUUGGCACAGGAGACUCUGCAUUGUAUAUUAAUGAGGAGAUGUUAGAGUCUGCCAUUGAACUCCAGCUACCUAGUUAUAUGGAAGGUCAGGAUUCUGGCAUGUCAUCUUCCUCUUCGCCUGUCUCUGCAACUCCAUUUUGCGAGGGCUUGGUGUCUCCAAGUUAUUUGCAGAGCCCAGUUGGUCGUUCAUCACCGUCCAUGGAUGCUCGGUUUUCUCCUCAUAUAAGCAGAAUGCUCUUCUCUGAUUCUUCAGCUCCAUGCUUUAGCCCAUUAUCUGCAGGCUACAGUCCAUCAUCUCCCCCACAUAGUCCUAUCUCCUCUGGUAAUAUUCCUGCAUCUUCUGGAUACAGUCCUGCUUCUCCUGGAUACGGUUCCUCCUCCCCUGGUUACAGCCCCACUUCCUCAACAUACAGUCCUAGCUCUCCUGGAUAUAGUCCAUUCAGUCCUGCGUACUCCCCUCCAAGUCCAUCCUACUCACCCACCUCGCCCAGCUACAGUCCUACUUCUCCAAGUUAUAGCCCCACUUCACCCGCCUAUAGCCCCACUUCACCCACCUAUAGCCCCACUUCAACUGCAUACAGCCCCACUUCACCUGCAUACAGCCCAGCAUCUCCUUCAUACAGCCUAACAUCACCCUCCUACAGCCCAACCUCUUCCUCCUACAACCCCACCUCUCCUAGUUAUAGUCCAACAUCACCAACUUACAGCCCAACCUCACCAAGUUAUAGCCCUACAUCACCAAGUUACAACUCUACAUCAACACAAUACAGCCCGUCUGCAGCAUACUCACUAAGCAGUCCAAAAUUGCCAUCUAGUCCGUAUAGUCCUUCAUCUCCAAACUACAGCCCAACAUCACCAUCAUAUUCACCUACCUCUCCAUCCUAUUCCCUUUCAAACCCCAAAUACAGUCCCAGCAGCCUAUUCAAUUCAGGAGAGAACUUGAACUAUAGCCCACGUUCUUCACAAUACAGUUCAAUUGCAGCAUACUCUCCAAGCUUACCCGGUUAUUCUCCAAUAUCUGCCAGCCAGAACACGUCAAAUGAGAGCAACAAGGGCGACGAGAGCACUCAUUGAGGCAUAU
Vitis vinifera (wine grape) is the source of this 5643-nucleotide messenger RNA. RefSeq names its product DNA-directed RNA polymerase II subunit RPB1. Gene Ontology annotation, biological process: transcription by RNA polymerase II. NCBI's taxonomy places the organism in Eukaryota, Viridiplantae, Streptophyta, Magnoliopsida, Vitales, Vitaceae. The record is from RefSeq and is a predicted model, not a curated record. Gene Ontology annotation, cellular component: RNA polymerase II, core complex. Gene Ontology annotation, molecular function: DNA binding.